Linnemannia hyalina is the source of this 381-nucleotide messenger RNA. Lineage: Eukaryota; Fungi; Mortierellomycota; Mortierellomycetes; Mortierellales; Mortierellaceae. The record is from the annotation of a GenBank genome assembly.
AUGACCAACAACCUCCUGAACCUGUUCUGUCUUGUCGAUGGAGAGGGCACAUCCAACGAGUUUUCUGUCACGAUUCCCUCAACCGACACUGUCGAUGACCUCAAGAACCUCAUCAAGGACAAGAAGAUUCCUCGCUUUGACGAUGACAAGAAGAAACUCGGCUCGGCCCAGCGACUCGUCUCUCGAAAGUGUUUUCCAAGGAUAUUCCAGACGAGACGGUUCACAUCAUCGUCCAGCGACCCCCGCCAGGCCAAGGCUGUCUUCCAGUUACUACUGGAGCUAUCAGGGGAUUGCCACGAGCAUGGCGUCGCGGAAUCGGAAAGCACCAGAAACCCGACCCAGUCUGCUGUUCAUGGACCUCCCCGACCCAUCCACACCUGA